AUGAGUCUUGCUAUGGGGACACCAGUUGAGACACAAAGAGAGGUGUCUCUGAGAUCUCGCGUCGUCUGGUCUUUCUGGGUGAUCAUCCUCUUACUCGGCCUUCCGACAUGGUGGGCAACCACAUCCAUCGAACGUGCCUCCCUGCCCUCUGACUUGAUGUUGGCGAGCCACGAUGAUCUGUGGUACUCAAUACCUGUGUGUCUCAGUUCUGCCUCUAUCGCAAAAAACGAGCUCGCCAAGUUGGCCUGGGAGACGCAGAAGCUAGCCAAAGGCCAACAAUUUCUAUUCAAAUUCCAUGUCCAGGCGCAGAAUCAAUGCCAGCAAGACGCUGUGACAACUCUUAUUACCAUUGCGGAAGGGGAAGAUUAUGAUAUCCAGUACUCGUCUCGGUCCGCAUCCUUCGAAGCUCGCUACCCAGAAGGUGGCAUGCCGAGCCUCCCUUUCCACCUAGCCACCUUCCUGCAGUCGGCCUUCCUCGAAGAACAUGCUUCAGUAGCAUAUCAGCUGUUUACGAGUGGCAAGAGCAAUGAAGACAUACAGAGCUUUAUACAAACUCUGCCACAGGACAUGACGAACAAUAUACAAAAAGCUGCCAAUAGGGCUUUCAAGCCGGGCUCUAACUACCAUCUGUCCAUCUCCCUGUUCACCGCUGGCUCAGCUCCCUCGAGUUGGGACAUCCGACAAGCUCUUGACACUUAUAUCGAGCCGAUCGUGUAUGCCUUGUCCUCGACCAGCAACAUUUCUGUCGCUUCCCAAGUCCAGCUUUACUCUUCAUUUUCACCUUCGGUACAGCCACAGCAGAGAGAUUCUACGUGGAGAUUGAAGAAGGAGGACCUGACCUCAUUCGUCAAUACUGCUGAGUGGCCGCUAUCUCCCUCGAUCGGACAAGGCCCGACUAUCAAUUUUAUUACUUAUGUGCCAGCCAAGCAGUUCAUUCCUUUGCUGCUAGAUGACAAUUCGACAAAUUCCUGGCUUGUGCCACAAUGGGGCGGCAUUACCAUACUGAAUCCUCCUCUGAGAAGCAACGAAGAGUCGGAGCUCGAGUCAGAAGUUCUUCCUGAUCAUCUUGAUCAUGCCUCGCUUGUGCCGGCUUUUGAGAGCUUUCAGACCCAACUCUUACAGCUACUUGGUGUACCUCAAUCCACUAAGCUGCCUCUCCAAGAACGACUCAAAUCCUUCCAAAGACUCUCUGCUCUAUCGCUGUACCUUCGUACCUCUUCCAACCUAGGUUCACUUGCCAGACUGGCUCAACGUCUGAGCAAUAUUCCAAUACCGAGACAUGUAUUGCGUUCUGUCGACAGCGCCCUUGCCCGCCUCAGCGUCUUUCAGCAAUGCCUCACAACAAGUACUACCGGUGAAUCGUGGUCAACUUGUUUUACUUCGGCCAGAGCAGCUUUCGUUGAAUCUGAAAAGGCCUUCUUUGACAAAUCAAUGGUUGGCCAGGUCUACUUUCCAGAUGAACAUAAGGUCGCUGUCUACCUACCUUUGCUUGGUCCAGUGGGUGUUCCUCUAGUAGUCGGCUUACUAGGAGAAAUGAAAUCUAUCAUUGGAAGGAGGAAACGUUGA
Molecule: messenger RNA, 1566 nt
Organism: Lithohypha guttulata
Lineage: Eukaryota; Fungi; Ascomycota; Eurotiomycetes; Chaetothyriales; Trichomeriaceae
Gene: GPI17
Product: GPI transamidase component
Exons: 1
Coding region: 1-1566 (521 amino acids)
Biological process (GO): attachment of GPI anchor to protein
Cellular component (GO): GPI-anchor transamidase complex
Source: RefSeq, a predicted model, not a curated record